Papaver somniferum (opium poppy) is the source of this 1446-nucleotide messenger RNA. RefSeq lists its product as uncharacterized. The record is from RefSeq and is a predicted model, not a curated record. Lineage: Eukaryota; Viridiplantae; Streptophyta; Magnoliopsida; Ranunculales; Papaveraceae. The transcript has 2 exons. Gene Ontology annotation, molecular function: protein dimerization activity. The coding region runs from base 1 to 1446 and encodes 481 amino acids.
AUGGCUGUUUCAGAGGCUGGUGCAAUGUUUAUUAAAGCAGUCAACACUCAAGGGUCAGUGAAGGACAAAGAGUACAUUUCUAAGUUGAUCAUUGAGACAAUUACGGAAGUUGGGCAUCAGAAUGUUGUGCAAGUAAUCACGGACAAUGCACCAGUUUGUAAGAGUGCAGGGCUACUUGUAGAAGGUCAGUUUAAACACAUUUUUUGGACUCCAUGUGUAGUCCACACACUAAACCUUGCUUUAAAGAAUAUAUGUCAUCCGAGAGAUAUUCGAACUAAUGUUUUAGUAUAUGAAGGGUGUGCUUGGAUUAGUGAAAUUAUUGCUGAGGUGGUACUGAUCAGAAACUUCAUCACUAAACAUUCCAUGAGAUUAGCCAUGUUUAAUGAACAUGUGGAGUUAAAAUUAUUCACACUUGCAGAGACACGUUUUGCCUCUAGUAUUAUAAUGCUUCAAAGAUUUAAAGAUGUGAAGCAAGGACUCCGUAACUUGGUAAUUUGCAAUCAAUGGUCAUCAUAUAAAGAUGAUGAUCCUAAUCAAGCAUUGUUUAUAAAAGAGAAGUUGUUGGAUGAUGAUUGGUGGAACACUUUGCAGUAUGUUAUUGAUUUUACAAAACCUAUCAUAGAAAUGCUUAGAUUAUGCGACACAGACGAGCCUUGUCUUCACUUGGUUUAUGAAAGGUGGGAUCGAAUGAUAGAUGAGGUAAAGAGCAUUAUACAUCGCCACGAGGGCUUACAAGAAUAUGAUAUUUCACCAUUUCAUAUGGUGGUGGACGGGAUUUUAACAGAUCGUUGGAGUAAAAGUAGCACACCGCUUCACUCUUUGGCACAUUCAUUGAACCCAAGGUAUUAUAGUCGUCAGUGGCUUGAUGAACGUCCAGGGCGUGUUCCACCACAUAGAGAUCUUUUGAUUGCAGGUCAAAGAUUGAAGUGUUUCGAGAGGUAUUACGAUGCGGAUGAGUUAAGAGAAGUUAACAUUGAGUAUGCUAAGUUUUCAUCUUGCCGUGAAGAAUUUGCAAAUGCAAAUACCAUAAAUGAUAGAUGGAGUAUGAAUCCUUAUGUGUGGUGGGUUACUUAUGGGGUGUAUGCUCCUUUACUUCAGCAAAAAGCACUCAUGUUGCUUGGCCAACCUUGUUCAUCUUCUUGUAGUGAGAGAAACUGGAGUACGUAUAGUUUCAUAAAUUCUGUGAAGAGAAAUAAAAUUACUCCACAAAGAGGUGAAGAUUUGGUAUUUGUUCAUACUAAUCUUCGUCUCUUAUCAAGACGAAGCCCAGAAUACUUGCUAGGGGAUACAAGAAUGUGGGACAUUGGAGGUGAUUCUUUUGAUACUAUGGAGGGUACUGUUGGUGUACUUGAAGUUGCUGAUCUUUCUCUUAAUGAGCCAGAGAUGGAACGCAUGAUAUUGGAUGAUAAUGAAGCUAAUGUGGAGGAGCUAUACCCCCUGGUUUGA